AUGGGUCUACGCUGUGUUCUGCUAAUGACAGUGGUCUACCUACUUGCCGGCACCAAUGCUCUUUUACCGCCUGGGGGUGUCAGUGCUUCGCUUUUGGACUACAGCAUCGUUACCGACCGCAACGACGUCGGACGAGAAAGGUCCCUGCGGCUUACCGAGACAACAGAAGAGAAAGACAGCGGCGUUGGUGAAGACGGUCCCAAGACUGCGGAUGAGAGAUCGAAUCCGAUAUCAAAUUUAUUCUCUCAGAUGAGAGACAAGCUCUCGCUGUAUUUCAAAACUGAAACGUGGCUUGAACUAGGCAAGUCCAGCGAGUAUGUCAAGAGGAAGUUGGGGCUGGAGGGAUUACAAGGCACAAAACUAACUUCGCACAAGAACUACAAACGGUGGGUGAAAUAUUCUCACAGGCUUGAAAAAAAUCAGCUACUGGCAAAGGCCCAAAGAAAAUACUCUACAUUUAAGGUGUGGAACGAGGCCGGGCUUGAAAAGAUCACCGGUAAAAAAGUGUGGAACGGCAUGCCAGCUCAGGAAGCCAUUGAUGUUUUGAAGUCGAUCCAGUCAUCGGAUUCGUUUAAGUACUAUCAGUGCUACAUUACUAUGUAUGAUGGGUACAUGAUAAACUUGUUCGGUUCGGGUUAUUAUCGUCCCGACAGAUUUAUCGACGAGAGAGCCACUGCAGUGGAAAAGAUGGCGAGGGCGUACAUUUGGGCAGACAAUGGAAUAGACGAGCGGUAUGUGAGGGAAUUCUUGGGUUUGUUGAGGAAGAAAGACGACGAGGUCCUCAAGAACCCAUAUUACCGAUUUUACAAGGAUUCACUGAAGAAAGGCCAAAGCUAA
Molecule: messenger RNA, 837 nt
Organism: Phytophthora infestans T30-4
Lineage: Eukaryota; Oomycota; Peronosporomycetes; Peronosporales; Peronosporaceae
Product: secreted RxLR effector peptide protein, putative
Exons: 1
Coding region: 1-837 (278 amino acids)
Source: RefSeq, a predicted model, not a curated record